AUGGGUGAACCUCUCGACUUGUCUGGCAAAUGGACGCUGUCUCGUGCUCUAUCGGAUGAUAGUGAGGAGAUGCUCGUACUCCAGAACUUUAACUACUUCCUUCGCAAAGCCGCAAAAGUAGGCACCAUCACAAUAGUAUUUCGCCAUGACGUAAAGGCGAGUCCGCAGACUUUUGAAGUCACGGUCAUCCCUCCUGCCGGUUUUGCAAAGGAAAGCCGCACACGGCAAAUUGACGGCGAAAGGGUUGAAGACAAACAUUUCCUGUUCGGCACGAAUUACGUGAUCUGGAACCACAGGACAAAGGCGGACGAGCUUGACGACUAUUUCCUGGAAGAAGAAUGGGUCAACGACAAUCUGCUUGAAGAGCUCAUCGAGAGCGGAGACGGAAAAUUCGUCAAUGAAGGCAUUUGGGGUAUGAUCGAAAAGGAUGGCAAGAGACAGCUUGUCAAACGUGCAAUUGUGAAGACAACAGACGGAAGACGAGCAGUGGCGCGGCAAGUAUUUGAAUAUUCCCCACUAGACUGA
Molecule: messenger RNA, 525 nt
Organism: Verruconis gallopava
Lineage: Eukaryota; Fungi; Ascomycota; Dothideomycetes; Venturiales; Sympoventuriaceae
Exons: 2
Coding region: 1-525 (174 amino acids)
Source: RefSeq, a predicted model, not a curated record